Messenger RNA from Pygocentrus nattereri (red-bellied piranha), 4952 nucleotides. Its product is annotated as transcription factor Sp2. Lineage: Eukaryota; Metazoa; Chordata; Actinopteri; Characiformes; Serrasalmidae. The transcript has 2 exons. The record is from RefSeq and is a predicted model, not a curated record. The coding region runs from base 681 to 3206 and encodes 841 amino acids.
UGUGUGUGUGUGACCGGCUCGGACCGCGGGUAGGGGAGAAAAUGGCCGGCCGCAGGUUCGAGUCCUCGGCGGGUCUGUGUGUUUAUCCUCCCCGCUCAGGGCGGUCCGUCUCCGCGCCCCUCUCGGCGGCUUCGCUCUGUCCGGUUAACGACCCACGCGGCUCGGGUCCGACUCGCAGCUCCGCGCGGUUCCUCCUCCGGUUAUUUUCCAUAAUCGGACCUUCGACUCCGCGUAAUGGCGUCCGCGGCGCUGUGUGUGCAGCAGGAGGACAUGGCGAGGCGGAGGGCACCGACCGAGGGCUCGUCUCUAACCCCGAGCCGGCCGCGAUCACCCGCCGGAUUUAGGAAAUAAUAGGGAAUAAAAAAUUAAUGCUCCGACCAAUGGCUGUGACGGUACCAUGGAUGGACACCAGCUGCCACAUCAAAACAAGAAAUGUUUCUCUCUGCAUGGUUUGUACAAGAGGCUUUGGAAGAAAUGCUUUAGAAGUUUCUCAGGUAGCAAUAAACUGACUACUUCAGCAAGUCUCGAGUGACGUCAUCGCUCCUCCUCUGGUGAGAUAACAACUCAAGUUAGGACACUCAUGGUUCAAACAUCAGAGGAGAUUAUCAGGACCUUCUCACCCACACAACAAUCAAAGAGAGUGACCUUGGCUCCAUCACAGUGAAUCACAAGUUAAUCUAAUGGAAUUUGAAUCUGAAGACCAAAUACUCCAAAAUAUUCCCUCCAUCUCAGGGGUAUCUCAAGAGCAGGAUGAAGUAAGCACUGACAGUAUAGAACGUGAUGGCAAGAAAAGAUCACCAAGACAUUCAGUUUCAAACAAAAAUCCUCUUCAGUCAAUUCAGGCUGUCACAAAUGGCGUCACCACUCCAGAAACCAAAACACACACUGUGCAAACAGUUUCACCAUCGACACCCAACAUCAUGCCUGCAGAAGUGAAUGAACCAAUAACCAAAGCGAUAAAUUUAAAUUCUAACCUCUUAUCCAGCGAUUUACCAGUAAUGGAAGUUCAGCGACAAUCCCCCCAUUCUGUUUGUAGCAAAGGAUUUGAUGAAGGACCCAGUCAUGUUACCAAAGAGGAGGUGAAGACACAGGACUUUGCUAACAUCGUUGACUCUGAUGAUAUUACUCAUGGAAGAAGUAAAAACUGUGAGGCACUGGAAAAAAAUAGAGAUUAUCCAAAGAAAGAAAAACCGGAAUGCAGUGAAGAUUGCAACCAAGCUGCCUGUAAAACUCAAAUUACAUUUUCUGAAAGACAGGAGGGAUUUGAUGCAGCAUUGCCUGAAGCCAUGACUAGUGCUAAAGACAUCCCAGUGCAGGAAAGGGCAUUGGAUUUAAGCCUGCCAAAAAAGAAGGUCAGGGAUAACAAAGAGAAAUGCAAAUGGAUUCUAGAUUCUGGAUAUGAAGGUUCAUUAUUAAUGGAGGUAGAUGAGAUUGAGGAUGAUACUCAACAUGUAGAAGUAGAGCAAGAUGAAGACGAUGAGGAGUGCUGGUUUACCUUGAGAAACGAUGAUCCAAAUAAUUUUCUUUUAGAAAGUUGGGAUCAGCAUUCUGUUUCUCAUAUAGCCAUACCGUCUCCCCCUUGCACCAGCUUUUCAUCUCUUGAUCCAAAGGACACACUCCUCAUAGAUGACCAAGGCAUCCCCUACACUCUCACUCCAGAUGGUCAGAAAGUUCCUCAGAUAGAUCCUUCUGAAAUGCCGAAGGUUCCCUCAGAGGAGAUCAGUCCUGAAUUUGCGCAAUUUGAGGACGAGGCAACUGAGACUUCCCAAGAUUCUGUAGCUGCUCGAGAGUUGUCUCUUCCAGGCAUGUGUCCUGAUCUUUCAGUAGAAACCCCACAAGAUACCUUAAGCAUUGAGAAGAAAUCUUCCUUUGACUCUACUGAUGAUGCCAAGUCAGCAGCCUUACCGACCAUAUCAAGCUUGCCUUCACUUCCUAUUCAGAUUGUGGCUAGUAACACUGGAUCAAACACUCCCAUCCUCCUUCUUCCUCAGUCUCAACUUCAGACACUUUCAUCUUCAGCGACUAACACAACUCCAGGAGUCAUGGCUUUGACACUGCCUUUGGCUCUUGCCCAGAACACUCAGUCUUCCCCUGUCUUUCUUCUCCUUUCAUCUCCUCAAGUUUCCGGUGGAAUUCAGUCUUCUACAUUAUCAGAGCAACUUUCUCAAAUUUCCUCCACAUUACCUGUUGCACUUCCCACACUUGGCCUUAAACCAGAACCAGUCUCCUGUACUACUACUACUACCACAGACGUCUCAGGACAAAAUAAGCCCUGUAAUUCUUCUUCUGCCCCUACCUCACCCACUGCUUCCUCAAACACUUCAUCAGCAACCUCUAGAAGUCCUGCUAAACAAAUAAAAACGGAAGCAUGCUCUGACACACCCACUUCUUUUCAGGAAGCACUACUCAGAUUAGCGGUAUCUGCCGUACAAAAAGCAGAAAAACAAUCUAAAUCCAGUGAGACUACUUCAGUUGUUACACCCUCAACUGAAGCAACACAGUCGACAUCCCCAUCAGCAACUCAUGCUCCAGAGGAACAAGUCUUGUCACCAGUCUCUGAGCCGGCUUCCAUCCCGGUGGACCAAACUGACUCUUUAUUAAGCUCCACCUCUGCUGACGGCCCUCCGUCACUGUCCUCCAAUUCCCCUCUUCGUCCAGCGUCACCCGUAUUUCCCACCAACCAUCCCAAGAACCAGGAUUCGCAGGCAUUAGGCCCACGUCGCAUUCUUUACUGCCAGUAUUGCCCGCGGGUUUUCUACUACCUCUCGGACCUCGAGCGCCACUCCAUCACGCACUCCCAGAACAAGCCACACGUUUGCCAGCUGUGUGGCAAAGCCUUCAAACGCUCAAGCCAUCUGGAGAGGCACAAGCAUAUCCACACGGGUCAGCGGAACUUUGUGUGCCAGCUUUGCCCACGGCGUUUCCGAGAGGCAGCGGAGCUGACAAGACACCAGCGGGUACACACAGGGGAGAAGCCUUUCCAGUGCCUGUUGUGCCACAUGCGCUUUGCUGAGCGCAACACUCUACGGCGGCAUACCAAGCGCAAGCAUCAGGGUCAGCAGCAGGAGGCAAUGAGCAUGAAAGUAAAGCCAGAGACUGAAGCGGUCUCUCUUCUUGGUAUUCAGGAGCAACAGGAAGAGAAUGCAGAGUGGUACAGCUCUACAAUGACUGAGAUGGACUCUGACAAUGACACAGGGGGAGAAUGAACUUUUAAAGAUAUCUAUAAGACUUAUUUAAUUUAUUUAAACAGAAAAAUCAAGGUUGCACAAUGUUCCCCACAAAUCAAAUAUAGUCAUUCAGUCAAGACAUGUUUGGUAACCAAAGUUUGCUGCUUUAGUUUUACAUUGAAGCUACGCCAAAAGUGUGCCGCAUAGCGCAGAAGAGUAGUACCAGCCAAACAUUUCGACAGUAAAGAGAUGAAGAUCCGAAUUUUGGCAAAUUCUUGGGACCAGUAACCGACCGUUAUUAGCACUGUUUUAUAUAAACAACACCAGGGGUGUUCAGUCCAGGUCCUGGAGAUCCAACACACCUGGCUCAGAUGUCCCUGAAUGCCUUCGUAACCUAGAUCAGGUAUGCUAGAUUAGAGUUGGAGCUAGCCUGUUUUGUGUGGUAGGUCUCCAGGACCAGGAUUGAGUAACCCUGCUUUCGGCUUUAUUGGAGGAAAAAAUGCAGCCUAACGUAACAAACGUAAUGUAGUUUACUUACAUUUACCUCAUAUUAUUAGCCCAAGUGAACAAACAUAACAAACAUACCUUGAACUUCAUAUUCAGCAAUCAGCAAGUCAGUAGCUCGCAGUCUUUAAGCUUUUUUGCUAUGGGACAAUCUACAUAGGCUAACCAUUAAGCUAACAGACACGUUUGUAGGCUAUAGCUUAAGGCUACACUCAACAAAAAGUCAGUUUGAGUCUACCUUGGCAAUGUGUCAUGUGGCUAAAUAUCCUGGUUUAAAAGAGUUUCAUCUCUGGAUCAAGUUGGGCAUCUAGGUAGUAAGUAGGGCUCAUCAAACUGCUGGUCUGCCAUGUGUUUCAACCAGACGAAAGCAUACUAGAAUAACAGAAGCUUGGCCAGGCAGCUUGGCCAGAGCUAACUGUCUCUAUAGCGCCCUCUGGUGUACUGCUUUGCGUCGUGACGCAUUUCAAAAUGCAACUACACGUGAAACCGUACUUUUUCAGGUAAGCAUGUUUCUGGCCUUAGGCAUGCAUUUUACACAGUAAUAAUGGGGUUAUAUUUGUUAGCUACAUUAGCCUCGUAGCUCCAGUGCAAAAGCACAGAAGCAGACGACAUCAGACCCGUCUUCGCUGAGUCACUACAUUUGGGCUAAGGGGAGAAAAUGUGUCAAUUAGAAUUUCUGUCCAAAUUAUUGCGUUGAGUGUGGCUUUGUGUGAACUGUGCUUGCAGUUUUUGAACUCUUUAUUUCAUGCAUACAUUCCUUUGCUGCUUUCACCAGAUAUACAGCUACUUUCAUUCCACUGACCUUUAGUUUAGUCCGUAUUGAGGCCGUGCUCUUUUAUUUCAAUACAGACAUUAACUUUAUUGCUUUGGAAAGGUAUUUUACUUCUUAGAUCGGCUUUUAAAAGCCUGUAUUAGAGCGUACAUUUCUUAUCCCGGUAAAACUUUACUGUGAAGGAAAAGUCAUCAGAUGUAUUAAAAGGGGAUUUUCACUGUUUUUUGUCAAAAUUACUGCAUAUUUAAUGGUUGAGGUGUAAACAAUCUCCUUCAAAGUGGUUUGAUGUCAAGUGGUUACCGUUACCUGCUGACUCAGAUUUCUUUUCGGUGAUGGUGAUAGGAACCAGGGGUCACAGUGUCUUCAUCAAAGGUGAUGGGUCUGUGGACUUGUGAGAAAUAAAGGUUCUGUGUAGUUAAACUUUCUGUUCAUUAAGGUACAAACAGUGUAAAUGUUCCCUCAAAGGUUCUGCAGUGGUUUUAAGGUCUGAUUGUGAUCCUUAAAUGAGU